UGAAACUAACCCUGUUACUCAGCCCAGAGGGAACCAUGGCUGCUGAGAACCCCAUGGAAAGUCUCCAGAAGGAAGCGACAUGUCCCGUCUGUCUGGAGUAUUUCACAGAACCUGUCUCUCUGGAGUGUGGGCACAAUUUCUGCCGAGCCUGCAUCAGCCAGUGCUGGGAGGGAUCCGAUACAGACAUGUCCUGCCCUCAGUGCAGUGAAACUGUGCAACAGAGAAACCUCAGGCCCAACAGGCAGCUGGCAAACAUAGUAGAAAUUGCCAAGCGACUGAGUUUACAGGCAGCAAAGGGAACAGGAGGGGACGGGGUGUGUGAGGAACACCAGGAGACUCUGAAACUGUUUUGUGAAGAGGAUCAAAGCCCCAUCUGUGUGAUCUGCAGAGAGUCCCGGGCUCAUCGCGCUCACACGGUGGUUCCCAUACAGGAAGCCGCCCAGGAGUACAAGGAAAGAAUCCAGGCCCAACUGAAGACUCUGAGGGAUGAGAAAGGAAAGCUGCUGGGAUUGAAAGUGACUGUAGAGGGGAAAAGCCAGGUGUAUCUGAAACAAACACAAACCGAGAGGCAGAAGAUUGUGUCCGAAUUUCACGAACUGCGGCAGUUCCUGGAGGAACAAGAGCGAUUCCUGCUGGCCCAGCUGGAGAAGCUGGACGAGGAGAUUGUGAGGAUCCAGAAUGAAAAUGUCAGUAAACUCUCCGAGCAGAUUUCCCAUCUCAGUGAGCUGAUCAGUGAGCUGAAGGAGAAGUGUCAGAAGCCAGCGAGUGAGUUCCUGCAGGAUGUGAGAAGCACCUUGAGAAGGUGUGAGAAGAGGAAGUUUGAGCAGCCAGAGGUGAUUUCUCCUGAACUGGAAGAGCCAGUCAGUGGUUUCUCCCAGAAAACUAUUGAGCUACUGGAGGCUCUGAGGAAUUUCAAAGACACUCUGCCAUCUGCACUGGAGAGAAAAAGAGGGGAACCACUCAGAGCACACAGACGAACAGGGGCUGCUAACAGCGAGUUUCGCAAGGGAGUUCUCCAGGUGAAGGAGGAGCAAAUACAGCAUCUGUGGGUGGACGUGACUCUGGAUCCAGACACGGCUCAUGCCAUCCUCAUCUUGUCUGAGGAUCGGAAAAGUGUGAGAUGGGGAGACACAGGGCAGCGACGGCCCAACAACCUUGAAAGAUUUAACUGUGAUCCCUGUGUGCUGGGCUGUGAGGGAUUCACCUCGGGGAGACAUUGCUGGGAGGUGGAGGUGGGAGAUGGGGGAGGCUGGUCUGUGGGGGUGGCCAAAGAGUCUGUGGCGAGGAAGGGAGGGAUCAGCCACAGCCCUGAGGGGGGGAUCUGGGCUGUGUGGCGGUGGUGGGGUCAGGUCCAGGCUCUCACAUCCCCUGUGACCCCCCUGCCCCUGAGCCGGGUCCCCAGCAGGAUCCGGGUUUGUCUGGACUGUGACCGGGGGCAGGUGACAUUUAUCGAUGCUGGUGACGAGGCCCCAAUCUUCACUUUCCCGCCGGGCUCCAUCCCUGGGGAGAGAAUCCGACCCUGGCUCUGGGUGGGGAUGGGAUCCCGGCUCAGCCUGUGUCCCUGAGACACGCCGGGCGUGAGGGGGAAUAUCUCACUGGGAGCCUGGAGAUCAGCCUCUCUGUAGCCUCACACACCCUUGUCUCUGUGACCUCUCCCUGAGGACUUUCUGUCAUGCCAUCACUGUGACCCUGGAGGCUUCUGCAUGGUAGAGAAGCCAAUAGCAUCACUGCCCAGGGAUUGUGCAGCCUCUUUGCUACUGUCCUCUAUGAUCCAGGAGGACUCUGGGGAUCCUGGGUCAGACAGUUUCACUGAGACAUGGGGGGGAAACAGCCAUCUGGGAAUGGAAAAAUGGGUUUCUCUAGCCAAGUAAUCCCAGCCCCUAUGGCCUGGAGGACUCCUGUCUACCCAACCUCUGGCCCCUUAGCUCUAUGACUCUUGGAAACUCCUCCCCCUCCCUCCCUGCAGCACCGGGUAUGGAAGGAGAAAAGGGGCCGUGGGGGCUGUGAGGUCACAACUGGUGGAGGGUCUGGAGGUAGAAGUGAUGUGGGGUUGGGGGGCAGUAUUAAUGUGGGGCUGGGAACAGGGAUUUGGAGGCAGGGCAGGGACACAGUAUUAGUUAAUUGGGAUUUGGCAUUUUGGGAAGAAGCUGGAAGCUCCGCACCAGCCGGGAGCCUGGGAGAAGGAGACCCAGGGACUGGAGAAUGUGCAUUCAUUCCAAUAUCCAGUGUGAACAAGUGACUAGUGUAGACGCUUCCUACGUCGAUAAAAGAGGUUUUACCAUCCAUGCAGUAAAUCCACCUCCAGGAGAGGCAGUAGUUAGGGCAACAAAGAAUUCUUCCCUUAACCUAUCUGCAUCUACAUCAGGGGUUAGAUCAACCUAACUACAUCACACAGGGUGUGAAAGUUUUCACAGCUCUAAGCGAUGUAGCUAGACUGACCUAAGUUUUAGGUGAAGACCAGGUCUCAGGAAGAAUAUUGCUACUACAGCAGAGCUACAGCUGUGUCGCUGAAGUGCCAUAGUGUAGAUGCAUCCGGAAGUGUUUUUUCCAUCGCUCUAGUUUAUCCCCCUUUCUGAGAGGCUGUAGCAAGGUCACCGACAGAAUUCCAUUGUCUGGACUGGGGAUUAGGUCGAUCUAGCUGUGGCACUCAGAGCACACAAAGUUUCACAGCCCUGCAUAACAUCCCCGGGUUGAUCUAAGCAUGAAGUGUAGAGCAGGCCUAAGAGGGGUUUCUCUGGAGCUGGCUGAAAACACAGGGGCUGAGGGAUUGCCUGGCAGCUUGGGGUGCAUGAGGCAGAAAGCCAAGAGAACCAGUCCUGAGUGUGAU
Gopherus flavomarginatus (Mexican gopher tortoise) is the source of this 2827-nucleotide messenger RNA. Its product is annotated as zinc finger protein RFP-like. Gene Ontology annotation, molecular function: zinc ion binding; protein binding. Bases 36 to 1565 code for a protein of 509 amino acids. The transcript is spliced from 7 exons. The record is from RefSeq and is a predicted model, not a curated record. Lineage: Eukaryota; Metazoa; Chordata; Testudines; Testudinidae.